AUGAACGUGUAUCGCCAGCCUUCCUACGACGCCGCGUUGGACAUUCUGUUGCGGUGGUCUCCACCUGAGAGAUGUCUGGUGGCAGGCGACUUCAACGCGAAACACUACUCCUGGCAGACUGGGAGGCUGGCGGGCCGCGGGGACGACAUCGCCGCUUGGGCGGCCGAGAGCGGUCUUGGCCUCUUGAAUACCGCUGAUGUACCCACAAACCCCCAUGGCAACACAAUCGACCUCGCGUUUUCCAACAUCGACCUGGCCUCCGCAGUAGUUGAGGAUCACCUCGCCACGAGCUCCGACCAUUUCACUUUAAGUCUUUACAAUCCCAAAUGUCACCCUGGCGCCUACCGGAACGCCAGGCAAGCGGGACGACCUGUACGGAAGGGAACGCGAAGCGCCCCUUGGUGGACCGACGAAUGUGCUGAGUCCGCAGCAGAGUACCGCGCCGUACGAAGGAUCUUCCCUAUGGGCUUCAACGAGGAGGUGCAAGCAGCAAGAAAAGCGUUCCAGAAUGUGCUUCUCGGACAGUGCAGCGGUGUACAAAGCAGUUCACUGGCUCAAGUCACCCAACCGCCGCCGCUCCAAAUUGACGGCGUAGUGUACGAAACACAAAUGGAUAAAGCGAACGCUCUGAGACGGAGUACGCUGGAACGCCGCACGGCAGCAGACGACAUCGACGACCCGUGGAUCCAGUUUGUCCGCCGCGUCAAAUACCAUUUGCUGCUGGGAUCACUCUCGCGGAGGCAGAAGAUGCUAUCACCAAGACUGGCAACACCUCGCCAGGGGCAGACAACAUCACCAUCAAGACGCUGCGAACAGUUUAGGACAUCAUUGGAGAACACGUCCGCCGGCUCUACGAAGGUUGCUUGGUGGUCGGGCAUCACCCACAAGCAUUCUCAAGCCGGUGCGUUGCCGAAGCGAUGGGCUGUCGACCUGGUCGCUGCGCUGGUCCACGACAUUGAGGAAGCAUUUGCACAUAAGCAAGUAGUCACACUGGUGACCGCGGACAUCCAAGGAGCGUUUGACUCGGCACUGUACAACAGACUCGUACUACGGCUCCGUGAGCAGGGUUGGCCAGACAAUGUGGCACGCAGUGCGGCCUUCCACAGGGCUCUACGAGAGCUUGCAAAAAACGGCAAGAAAAGCAACGGAAUGUCCGGAGGAGCUAGUUGCGUGGGGUGCUGCCAACGGCAUCACCUUCGACCCCGACAAGACAGAGGUCAAGCAUUUCUCUCCCAAGUCUCACAGAACACCCCAGCCGUGCGACAUGGCGGCACGAAGUACCCGGAAAAAGCGAUGCGGUGGCUGGGCCUCUGGCUAGACGAAAAGCUGACGUUCAAGACCCAGGUUGAGAAAUGGACAGCGAAAGCCCAAGCUGUUGCAUACCACCUCCGAAGCCUAGGGAAUACUCGGCGUGGCCCCUUGCCGAGCGCAACACAGAGAGCUGUGAGAGCUUGCGUGGUAUCCAGGCAUGACAUGCCCGCGUUGGCGACAGCGGACAAGCCCAGAUCCUCCAGGGUCAAAUACCUACUGAACAGAAUGAAUAAAGUCCUGAAACAAGCCAUCCGAGCCAUUCUGCCGACUUGGAGAACGACGCCAGUCGAUAUCCUGCACCGAGAAAGCGGCAUACCGCCGGUUGCCCGGCUUCUUGAAGCGAGACAAAUCAGAUUCUUGGCACGCAUAAAGUCUCUGGACCCUGCACACCCUUUAGUCAAGCGCACCAUCGAGGCAGAGCCACUGCCCAUCGUCAAGGGCAUCAAGUUGAAGUACCAGCUACCUGAAAAGCCGUUCCCAACGAGACUAAGGAGGACGAACAACCUGCUACCACGAUGCCAGCGCCCAGUCCUUCUUCCACGCAAGUAUGUCAAUGAGCCAUUGCCGCCUCUUCAAACCGCAGCAAAGGAAGAGGCCGCGGAGGAGUUUAACGCAUGGCUUGAAUCUGUCUCGCCCCUCACCGUCAUUGUGUAUUCAGACGGCUCUCUUUCCGAGAAAGGUGCCGCUGGAUAUGGCUUCACUAUUUACCAGAACGGACGUUCCUUACACCAGGGCGCGGGACGCCUUGGCCCCGCUGAGGUGUUCGACGCCGAGGCCAGAAGAGCACUGGAAGGGCUGGAAGCUGCACUCAGACUGCCGCAAUCCGCCUCGCAAAAGAUAGUCGUGUGCCUUGACAACAUCGCAGCCGCCAGAUGCCUCCGAGGACAACCUUCUGACUCAUCGCAGAAGGCCUUUCUCGCCUUCCAAGCCCCCUGCAAAGAGACACAGACCGACAGACAUCCGCUGGAUACCCGGGCACAGCAAUAUUACAGGGAACGAGCAAGCUGA
Molecule: messenger RNA, 2319 nt
Organism: Metarhizium robertsii ARSEF 23
Lineage: Eukaryota; Fungi; Ascomycota; Sordariomycetes; Hypocreales; Clavicipitaceae
Product: ankyrin domain protein
Exons: 6
Coding region: 1-2319 (772 amino acids)
Molecular function (GO): nucleic acid binding; catalytic activity
Source: RefSeq, a predicted model, not a curated record